UGCCUGCACUCUCCCUGCCAGACCUCCAGCGAGGAGAGAUUUGGGACAGCCAGCCUCAGGUUUCCCCAGGAGGAUGCUCACUAUGGCUCCAGUCCCUUGGCCAUGUUGACAGCUGCAUGCAGCAAAUUUGGUGGCUCCAGCCCUCUGCGGGACUCAACAACACUGAGCAAAGCAGGCACAAAGAAGCCAUACUCUGAUCUUUCAGCUCCCAAAACCAUGGGGGAUGCCUACCCAGCCCCCUUUUCAAGCACCAACGGUCUCCUCUCACCUGCAGGCAGUCCUCCAGCACCCACCUCUGGCUAUGCCAAUGACUACCCACCUUUUUCUCAUUCAUUCCCUGGGCCCACAGGCACCCAGGACCCUGGGCUACUAAUGCCCAAGGGACACAGCUCUUCUGACUGCCUGCCCAGUGUCUACACCUCUCUGGACAUGGCACACCCAUACGGCUCUUGGUACAAGGCGGGCAUCCAUGCAGGCAUCUCUCCAGGCCCAGGCAACACUCCUGCUCCUUGGUGGGACAUGCACCCUGGGGGCAACUGGCUAGGUGGUGGGCAGGGCCAGGGUGAUGGGCUGCAAGGGACGCUGCCCACAGGCCCUGCUCAGCCUCCACUGAACCCCCAGCUACCUACCUACCCAUCUGACUUUAACCCCCUUAAUCCAGCCCCCUACCCAGCACCCCACCUCCUGCAACCAGGGCCCCAGCACGUCCUGCCCCAAGAUGUCUAUAAGCCCAAGGCUGUUGGCAAUAGUGGGCAGCUAGAAGGGAGUGGUGGAGCCAAACCACCUCGGGGUGCAGGCACUGGGUCCAGCGGUGGAUAUGGGGGCAGUGGGGCAGGGCGCUCCUCCUGUGACUGCCCCAACUGCCAGGAGCUAGAGCGGCUAGGGGCAGCAGCAGCUGGGCUGCGGAAGAAGCCCAUUCACAGCUGCCACAUCCCUGGCUGUGGCAAAGUGUAUGGCAAGGCCUCACACCUGAAGGCGCACUUACGCUGGCACACAGGAGAGAGGCCUUUUGUCUGCAACUGGCUCUUCUGUGGCAAGAGGUUCACCCGUUCAGAUGAGCUGGAGCGUCACGUUCGUACUCACACCAGGGAGAAGAAGUUCACCUGCCUGCUCUGCUCUAAGCGCUUUACCAGAAGUGACCACCUGAGCAAACACCAGCGCACCCAUGGCGAGCCAGGCCCAGGACCCCCUGCUAGUGGCCCCAAGGAGCUAGGGGAGGGCCAUGGCGUGGGAGAAGAGGAGACCAAUCAGACACCCCGACCUUCAGCCUCACCAGCACCCCCAGAGAAAGCCCCUGGAGGCAGCCCGGAGCAGAGCAACCUGCUGGAGAUCUGA
This is a messenger RNA of Urocitellus parryii (Arctic ground squirrel), 1335 nucleotides long. Lineage: Eukaryota; Metazoa; Chordata; Mammalia; Rodentia; Sciuridae. The record is from RefSeq and is a predicted model, not a curated record.